AUAAGGGCCAAAUUUAUGUGUAGUGGAUAAUGAUUAGACGUCCUGUGCUGGCAUGGCGGACAUGCCCUAAACUGUAGCUGUUCACACAGAAUGCUUUCUCCUUUCUGCUUAGCGUUAUUCUGGAGUCUGGGUUCUCAAUUUUAAUCCGCAAGUUCGUCUUUGGUUUUUGUUUUCUGGACUUCUGUUUCAUCGAUGCCUGGUUUGAGUUUGAGAUCCGUCCUUUGUUUCGAGAAUUUCAGAUGGGCUUCCCCUGCUCAGCAGAGAGCAAUGCAGGAGGUCCAGCUUGGAUCACAUACUGUUAGGUCCCAUGGAGUUGCAGUGGCAAGGACACACAUGCAUGACUGGUUGAUUCUAUUGCUUCUUCCUGUGACGAUAGCUAUUCUGAAUGCUAUUCACCCAUUUUACCGAUUCGUUGGGAAAGAUAUGAUGGAUGAUCUCAAGUAUCCGUUCAAGAACAACACCGUGCCUUUUUGGGCAGUACCUGUGUACGCUGUUUUGUUGCCAAUAUUCAUCUUUGUGGUAGUCUAUUUUCGUCGAAGGGAUGUCUAUGACCUCCACCAUGCAAUACUGGGUCUCUUAUUUUCUGUUCUUGUGACUGGAGUUAUCACAGAUUCCAUAAAAGAUGCAGUUGGUAGACCUAGACCGGAUUUUUUUUGGCGUUGUUUUCCAGAUGGAAAGGAUGUGAGCUUGCUAUGGGUUUUUACUGUUAUUGGUUUAAUUUUCAAUGCUUUGUCCCCCUUUUUGGACCGGCUCUUGAUAGACUUCCACAUAAUUAGAAUUGCCGUACAGGUUUAUGAUAAAUUGGGAAAUGUUGUAUGCCAUGGAGUUGAAAAUAUCCUAAAGGAUGGGCAUAAGAGUUUUCCAAGUGGGCACACUUCUUGGUCAUUUGCCGGUCUUGGAUUUCUGUCUCUGUACUUAGCUGGGAAGAUAAAAGCAUUUGAUAGCCGGGGGCAUGUUGCCAAACUGUGUUUGAUAUGGGUUCCUCUCACUGCAGCGGCCUUAGUUGGGAUUUCUCGAGUGGAUGACUACCGGCACCACUGGCAAGAUGUGUUUGCUGGAGGUCUACUUGUUCUUUCCACCUCCUCACCAUGUCCAAGGCUGGGCAACAUAUGCAUAUUUUCGGGCACUGGAGGAGAGUAACGGAGCCAUUCAUGCCAACAGCGGUGGUGUGGGGCCCACCGAAGCUCGAGUCGAAAAUCAAGGAGGCGAAAGAGCCCAUGGUACGUUCAUGGGGAUCGGUUUAGCCGAUGAGGAUGUGGAGUCUGGCGGUGGUAGGUAUUCUUGAAUCUCGACCACUAACUAGUAACUAGACUAGAUCAAUGGAAUGAAUAGGCUCCAUUUUUUUGACAAACAAACUAGUGGUAUUAGAAGAAGAAGGCUUUUACUUGUAUAUAUUUGUCUUUGCGAACUACGGGAGUACAAUAAAGUUUGUCUUACCUGGAAGACAGAUUGACAUUGGCUAUUCAUCAGU
This is a messenger RNA of Cuscuta campestris, 1471 nucleotides long. The record is from the annotation of a GenBank genome assembly. Lineage: Eukaryota; Viridiplantae; Streptophyta; Magnoliopsida; Solanales; Convolvulaceae.